Malus domestica (apple) is the source of this 1559-nucleotide messenger RNA. Its product is annotated as disease resistance protein RPV1-like. NCBI's taxonomy places the organism in Eukaryota, Viridiplantae, Streptophyta, Magnoliopsida, Rosales, Rosaceae. Gene Ontology annotation, biological process: signal transduction. The record is from RefSeq and is a predicted model, not a curated record.
UUAGGGUCCAAAAUCGAUAUUGUGCCUGUUAAUGGCCUCUUUUUCUACUCCUCCUCCUCCUCCUUCUUCUUCCCGUGGUCGUUGGAUUUAUGAUGUGUUCAUUAAUUUCGGGAGCGAAGACACUCGCAAGAUCUUUAUCGGCCAUCUUUACAAAGCGCUGGAGCAGAAAUCAAUCAAAACCUUCAUUGAUGGCGAUGAUCCGGAUCUCUUGACAACUAUCCAAGUGUCAAAGAUCUCGAUUGUAGUUUUUUCUAAAAACUAUGCUUCUUCUUCCACGCGGUGCUUAAAACAACUUGUUCAUAUCCUAGAUCAUAUGGAUCCAGAGAAGCAUAUAGUGGUGCCCAUUUUCUACCAAGUAGAUCCGUCUCAUGUUCGUAAACUCGCGGGAAGUCUUCAACCUGAUCACGGUUCUAACGCCAGCAUCGAAGAGAUGCAGAACUGGAGGUCCGCUCUAACUAAAGCCGCCGGUAUAUCUGGCUGGGAUUCACAAGAGUCUAUGGAUGAUGCCAAGUUUAUUGAGGACAUUGUGCAAGAUAUUUUUAGUAAAUUGCUCCAACUCAGCAAUGUUUUCAUCAAUUUUAGAGGUGAAGACACUCGCCUCAGUUUUGUCGCCCAUCUCCACAAAGCUCUGUAUCAGAAAGCAAUCCACGCCUUCAGCGAUCUUGGAGAGCUUAAUAAAGGCGAUGAGAUUUCGAAUCUCUUCAACGAUAUUCAAAAAUCAAGUAUUUCGAUCGUAAUUUUUUCCAAAGGAUAUGCCCAAUCCACAUGGUGCUUGAGAGAACUGGUCGAAAUCCUGGAAUGUGUGGACAGAAAAAUUCAGAAAGUGUGUCCCGUUUUCUAUGGAGUAUCUCCAUCUGAAGUUCGUAAAAUCACCGGUCCUUUUGGGGAUGCUUUUUAUCGAUACAAUGACAAUUCUCGCUUCGACGUGGAAGAGGUGAAGAGAUGGCGCUACGCUCUCACUAGAGCCGCCAAUUAUAGUGGAUUUGAUCGCAUUCAUUCCAAGAAUGAUGCCGAGCUUAUUGAGAAAAUUGUACAACACACUUGGAGAGCCUGCCGUGACUUCGACGUUUAACAUAUCUUGAAUUGGAGCUUGCAGCCGACUGUAAUCAAAUACCAGAGCUUUUCAGCAAGUUUAAACUACAUGGAUGAACAAUAAAUCACAGCUUUGGAAUAGUUUCAACUUUCAAUAAUUUCGUUGAGGGAUAUUGUGGGUUUCAUUGCUUUUGAAUAAAUAAAUUUCUGUAAAACCGUAUAUGUCAAUAAGAUGCUGUUAUCAAGGACAUUCAUUGACUGGCUAGGCCAUUCAAUAGAAUAUCCUGAAAGCGUGUUUUUAGGGAGGCGAACUUCGUCCUGUAGACAAAUCCCAAUUUUAUGAUCGUACCAUUACGAUUGCGGCAUGAAGUGCUUAUUACAUCUUUGAUUGUAUGAGUGCGAGUGUGGUAGGGGAUUUAGUUUGUAACGGGUUGUGUGGUUGUACUCUUUUCUUUCUGUAUCAGAAAAAAGAAAAAUUGCCAAUAAGGGUCACUAUUAUGAUGACAAUAUGGCAAAUUUGACAUGUC